Bathycoccus prasinos is the source of this 3888-nucleotide messenger RNA. Its product is annotated as DNA repair protein RAD16. NCBI's taxonomy places the organism in Eukaryota, Viridiplantae, Chlorophyta, Mamiellophyceae, Mamiellales, Bathycoccaceae. The transcript has a single exon. Gene Ontology annotation, molecular function: ATP-dependent chromatin remodeler activity; zinc ion binding; DNA binding. Bases 1 to 3888 code for a protein of 1295 amino acids. The record is from RefSeq and is a predicted model, not a curated record.
AUGUCCGCGAAUCAACUCAUCGACCCGAGAAACCCUCGAUUUACGAUCGUUCGCGAGUACGAAGCGUGGUGUCGAUUGGAUAAUCCAUACUUGGAACAGAACCCAAACGUCCCCAAAACGCCGUACCUUCUCGUGGCGGGAAUGGCACCGUCCGCGCGUGCCAAGUGCGGGAAAUGUUCGGAUAAGAUAGAAAAAGGUACGGUUCGAGUUGGGAUGCCGUAUCAAUGGCGAGGGGCGUUUUUUAGCUACGUGACCGGGUGGUAUCACGCGGAUUGCGUUCGGUUUGAAGGGGUGACCCAAGAGGAGGUGCGAGCGAGGACGUAUUGGAAAGGGGAGAAGGAACAUUUGGCGCAGGUGAUGAAAGGAAAGAAUACGCACGUGGAGAAGCUGGGGAAAACGCAAAGAGUGAAAAUGAAUGUCGAAUUUAUCAAAGACGAAACGGUGCGAGACGAAUUGAUGAGGACUUUGACGUCGGCGAGUAAGCCGAAGUGCGAGGAGGACGAGGUGGAUCCGAACGAAGGGACGUUUUUGAAAAGAGGAGAGAUUCAACCGGCGGAGCCGCCAAGAGGAUUGGUGAGGAGUUUGUUGCCGUUUCAGAAAGAAGGGUUGGCGUGGAUGAUGGAGAACGAGAAGACGCAGGUGAAAGGCGGGAUAUUAGCGGACGAGAUGGGGAUGGGGAAGACCAUUCAGGCGGUGUCGUUGGUGUUGAAGAGUAAGGAGGCGAGAUUGGAUCGAAUGCGAGAGUCUGGGGUGAUGGAGACGGAUGGCGACGAGAAAGGGGCAGAAGUAGACUUAAAUGUAGAAGACGAACCCAAGGCGAAGAAUAGCAAACGCAGUAAGAAGGGUAGCCCGAAGAGCGGCGGAGAAGAACACGUAUCGAGCGCGACAAAAAUGUCGGCAACCAACGCGCAUGAUGCUUCUUCUUCUUCUUCAAAGAACAAGAACACCACGUUAAUCGUCGUCCCCACGUCUGCGUUGGUUCAAUGGGAAGACGAAAUAAAGUUGUGCACGAAAGAGAACGCGUUGAAAGUGUUCGUGUAUUAUAACGACCGCAAACGGAAGACGAUCGUCGAGGAGAUGCGCGCGGCGGAUGUCGUGCUCACGACGUUUCCGGUUUUAGAAGCCGAGUACCGCAAAUGCGAGAUGCAGAGUAAAGUGCCGUGUGCGCAUUGUUUUAAACUGUUUCUUCCUCGCUCGUUAGCGGUGCACAACAAGUACUUUUGCGGCCCAGACGCGAAGAGAACUCAGAAACUCGAAAAAACUGAGAAGACGAGAGAAGUCGCGAAUACGAAAGCGUUGGCGACGUUGAACGUCAUCUCGAAAGACAAGUUGAAGGAAACGUUGGAAAACUUGAACAGCGGUAGUGGUAGAGAAGAAAAGAAGAAAAGUGGUGGUAAAUCGUUAAUGGCUAUCGCGCGUGGCUACAUGCAGCAAGGCGGUCGUGACAUGUCCAUGUACGACGGAGCGCAUAAAGCGCGAGCGGCUGCGGCCGAAGGUCUCGUCCUCGGCUCUAACGAGGACGAGGAAGCAAUCACGGAGGAAGAAUUGAAAGCGAUUCAACCGAAAGUCACGAAAAUCGUCGAGAUGGGCUUUGGUUUUCCCCGAAACAUGAUUGAAAAAGCAAUCGUGGAUAGCGGCGGAGACGUCGACGUCGCCGUGAACGCGUUGAUGGAUUCGCCGAAACCAAAGACGACGAUGAAAUCGAAAGGAUAUAAAAUGGAGGUCAUGGACGAUAAAGAGACGGAAGUGAUUUGUUUGGACUGCGAUAGCGACGAGGAAGAAGAGGACGCGACUGUGGUUGCUCCGACGACGAGAAGUACGAGAAGUACGUCGAAGAAUCCGCCCGCGGCGAAAGAGAAGAAGAAGAAGAAGGCCACCUCCGCCGCCGCCAAGAAAACGAAGAAGAAGAGCAAAAGCGCGAAGAAAAAGAAAAAGAAAGGCAGCGACGACGACGACGAUUCGGAUUUUAAAAUGGAACCUGAAGAAGAAGAAGAAGAAGAAGAAGAAGAAGAAGAUGAUGAUGAUGGAACAGGAACAGAAGAAGAGAUCGUAAUUACCAAAGUCACUCCUCCGAAAAUCAAACGAGAUCGUGAAAACGACACGAACAGCGAGGACAACAGCUUACUUUUCGGCAACACGGACGACCGUGACAUCAAGGAGUUAUUGCUUCAAACCUCAUCUUUGCAUCAAAUUCACUGGGAAAGAAUCAUUCUCGACGAGGCGCAUAAAAUCAAAGCGAGGACCACGUCAACCGCGAAAGCCGUGUACGCUUUGGAUAGCGACUACAAAUGGUGUCUCACCGGCACGCCGUUACAAAACAGAGUCGGCGAUUUAUACUCGCUCGUCCGUUUCUUACAAAUGGAACCGUACUCGUUUUACUUUUGCACCGCAAAAGUCGGCACUAAAGACGGCUCGAAAGAAGGCCUUUGUGGUUGCAAAAGCGCCUGUUGGGACAUGGGACCGAACAACGCUUUUUGCGUUCAGUGCGGUCACGCUCCUUUGAAACAUUUUUCAAAGUUUAACAAGGACGUCAUCAACCCGAUUCAACGCUACGGUGGUGUUGGCGCAGGUAAGAGAGCGUACAUGACGCUUCGUAACGACAUUUUACUGCCGGCAAUGUUGAGACGAACGAAGAAAGAACGGGCCGCCGACGUCGUGUUGCCGCCGUUGACGGAAAACGUCCUGGAACCCGAGUUUGACCAAACCGAGCGAGAUUUUUACGAAGCGUUGUACGCGAACGUUACCGCGAGAUUCGACGGGUUUGUCAAGAAAGGCACGGUGUUAAAUAACUACGCGCACGUGUUCGAGUUGCUUUCCAGGUUGCGACAAGCGUGCGAUCACCCGUAUUUGGUUUUGCAUUCUCGCAAUCCAAAGUUACGCAACCAACAGGCGGAGAUGAAAUUUGAGAAGAAAGAGGAGGACGACGAGGAAGAGGAGGAAGAGGAAGAAGAAUACACGAAGUCGAAGAAGAAAACGAAGAAGAAGCAAGAGUACGAAGUCCGAGAAAACGUUCCGUCUGACGCGAAAGAAACCAUGCAUUACUGCGGCAUGCCCGAUUGCGGCGAGAAAGUCGAACCGGAAGACGCGGCGACGUCCAAGUGUAAACACAUCUUCCACCGCGAGUGCAUUCAACCGUACUUGGAGAUUGAUUUUGGCGCAGAUGGCAUUAAAUGUCCAAAAUGUCGAACCAAUUUGACCAUCGACUUGUUUCCAGACGCCGAAGCGAUCGAUAAGAUCAAAGCGCCAAAAGACGAAAGAGGCGGCGGGGUCAAGAAGAAAGGCAAAGGCGAACUCGACGCCGAUGACGUCGUGCCGAACAAAUCAAUCUUGAAUCAAAUCGAUUUGAGCGAAUAUCGAACAUCUUCGAAGAUUGAGAAAAUGAUGGAAAAGCUCCGUGAGAUCCGAAGCGGUCGCGAUGGUAAAAAGAACAAAGCCAUCAUCUUCUCGCAGUACACGAGCAUGAUUGACAUCGUCGAGUGGCGCAUGAGGAAGGAAAAUUUCGUCAUUCGCAAACUGGUCGGAUCGAUGCCUGUCACGGCGAGAGCACAAAAUUUGCACGAGUUUUGCACGGACCCAGACGUGGACGCGAUUAUCAUGUCUUUGAAAUCAGGAGGGGAAGGUUUAAACUUGCAGGCGGCGAAUUACGUUUUCGUCUUGGAGCCGUGGUGGAAUCCCGCGGUGGAGAUGCAAGCGGUGAUGCGCGCGCACAGAAUCGGGCAGACGAGAGAGGUGACCGCGUUUCGAUUCGCGUGUAAAGACACGAUCGAAUCGAAAAUGCACGAAUUGCAAAAGCUAAAGCGGUUAGUUUUUGAAGGGACGAUGGAUGGAAACGAGGCGAGCAUGGCGAAGUUGUCGCCGGAGGAUUUACAAUUUUUGUUCAAACGCUAA